AUACACGGGCUUUGUCCUUUUUUAUUUUAAACAAGGCUCUUAGGAGGCUGACACUGCGAAACAAAGAGAUACUGAUUCAUAAUUACCAGAAUGAAUCGGGUGCAGAAUGGAGAACAGUUACCGGUACAGUUCAGUUACAUUUCACAGCAUACCGGUACCGUACGGUACCCGGCACUGGUACCGGUACCGGUAGCGUUCGACUGGAGGUUAUUAUUUUAUGUAGGCUACCGGUAUCAUUCUCAGAAACAGCCGCACAAGAAUGCAAGCUCUAAAUCAUUACCGGUACAUUUUUGUAAAUAAGAAGUUGAAUGCCUGUUACCUUCGGGAGUGCAGACGGUUGUAAUUGUACAAGUCUGCUUUAACGAUUCUGUCUGUUGUAGCAAGUCUAUGCAUGCCACUUUCUCACAUACCGUACAUAGCCUAGUUCAUUUUCUCAUGAUUUACUUUUGUUUUGUGAAAAAAUUUCACUGAUCAAUCAAUUUUUUCUGUAAUCACGCAUAGGAACCGCAGCCACAAUUUUUUAUGGUUAUUUUCUUAAUUCUAGUUUGUAUAAAGUCUAUUGCCAUGAUCUUCUUUUGAUCAGUGUCUCACAUUUUAAAAUUAAUUUAAAAGAUAUCGCUCGAUUUUACAUCGUGUCUUGAUUUUAUUGUCUUCUUUUGACUGUUUUUGGUGGACGGGCACGCACUCGUACGUUUUUUAACUUUUCUAUUAAGUUAUGCCCAGGUCCUCUGCAUUUUGUUUGUCUGUUUGUUGUUGUUUUGUUUCUUUCAGAGUGACCAAAAUAAAAUUGAUUGUAUCUCCGGGUAUAACAUGUAAAUCUCAUCCUAUUUCUAAAGCUUCUGCGUCUAAAAAUUAAUAAAAACUAAUCCGAGCCCAUUUUUAAAUGUUUGCAUAUAAAUUUGCAAAUGGUGUUGUAAUUCAGUAAUGCCAUACCUCUUUGUAUAUAAUUUUGAUUUGUUUGUUACCUAAUUAGGCACAUAGACACAUUUUUACUUGGUGAAAAUGAAUACCGGAUUCUUGAUUCUUUAUUUAGUAUCAUUGCUUGACAAUGUUUUCAUCUUCUCAGAAUAUUUUAGAUAUAGUAUUAAACGGACAAAUAAUCAUGUUGCCUACUAUUAAGGGGUCGUUACUAACUUUAUUUUUACUCACUAUUUGUAACCUUUUAUGUGAGAUAUCGGCAGAAGCAAAAUUCAAUGACAUUCGGUGUCGCUGCACUUGCAAACAACUUAUUGCUCUCAAUAUUCCGAGAAAGGUUUAUACAAAAGAUGCAGUUCAAGAAAAAUGUAACUGUUUAGAUGUUGUCGUUCCGGAAUUGAAUUGGGCAAAUAUAUCUGGCGUAAUGUUGGAACAAUACUGCCUCUUGUGUCAGUGUAAAUAUGAAGUACGAAGCACUAAGACUAUGGAGGUUGUUGUCCUGAUGUAUCUGAUUUUAAUUGGAAUAUUAUUCUCAUAUUUGGCAAUUGUUGGAUUAGUUGAUUUUAUCGGUAAAAAGCGGAAUCGAGAACAAGGAGUUGAAACUCAGAAUUUAGUCAGUGAAGAUCGACCCUCGACUUCAUCUGAAACUGCCGAAAAUAUGCGCUUCCGCAGCCAUCGGAGGCAGCAUAGUUCUACAAGUUCUAUGAUGAUGAAUCGACUAACAAACGCACAAGUAGAGUGGAAGCGACAACUAAAAAGCCAACGGGAUAAAGUCUUUGAGAGUAGAAAUAUUCUGCAAUGAUGGGAAAAGAUUGCACGAAUUCCUCGCCGAUGAAAGGAUGAAUUGAUUGGAUUUUCUUUGCCUCUACAACACAAAAAUAAUCCAAACUACUUGAGAUUGAUAUUAGAAAGUGGUUCCUCAUACUCAUUUUUCUAUUUUUCACAAUAUGUGUAUGCAAGUCUAGGUAAUAAAGGCUUGUGUUAGAAUCCAAAUCAAUGGGCCGACACCUCUUUGUUACCCCCUAUUUUUUGCAUCGGACUGUUUAGUAAUUCUCGACCCGGUGACGAGACUAUAGACUCACUUACUAUCAUAUGAUUAAGCCCUCUUUUUCUGGACUAACAUGAAGAUCAUAUUAAAGCAAUUCUAUAAAACCUCAGUCUUGAGGUCUAGUUUACUUUUGUUACGUAGGAAGCCAAUUCGGGACAACCAACAUGCUCUUUUUAUACUGCAUCGAAUUCUUGGCCAUAUUGAAUACUUUAUUUAGAAACCUAAAACUUCUCUAGGUUUUUUACUAGGAACUUAGACUUGCAGUUUUUUUGUGAUUCCUGUGCACAAGUUAUUUGUGAUUAAUUUUUUUUGUUUUUGUUUUGUGCAAUAGUCAACUUAUUUUAGCAGCAAGUUUUAGUUUGUUUUUCAGUCAAGAUGGUUAUCCAAGAUUAUACCAAUAAACAGUAUUUCCUGGUUAUUAAGUCGCUUCUCUCGACCCAAUUUUUUGACCUGAUUUUAGGGGGGGCUGUCUUAUUGGGCGGCUAUUAUUUUAUUUUUUCUUGCUUCUUGGAAUCUUUUUUUACGCACAUAAAAUUAUUAGUGCAUAUUGUUGCUAACUAACCAACAGAGAAGCAAUUUCACUGUCCGUUUUUAUUGGAGCUUAUAUGGAAAACAAACACUUAAAAAUCAUAAUGUGAGUAACAAGUGUCAGUGGCUGUCUGCUACUCUUCUAUCUCUAAUCUAAUUUCUCGUGAGGGCAAUAUUGUUUUGAUUAAACCUGAAUUGAAAGCUAUUUCACCUUUGGGAAUCAAUGAUGCUUGAAUAGUUUCUGGGUCAUUACUUCCUGGGGUCAAAUCUUGUGUAAAAAAAAUAAAACAUAAUAUAUUUUAUAUUUGAACCAUGCAGAAAAUACUUUAUCAGUGUAUUCAAAAUUUCUCUCUCUGUUGUGAUGUGAUAUUAUAGCAAUUUAUUACUUAUUUAGA
This is a messenger RNA of Styela clava, 2886 nucleotides long. The record is from RefSeq and is a predicted model, not a curated record. NCBI's taxonomy places the organism in Eukaryota, Metazoa, Chordata, Ascidiacea, Stolidobranchia, Styelidae.